GUAACUUAACUCUUUGACAAAGCCCUAGUUUCUCAGUCUCACUUUCAAACGCUCACAAUCUCCCCACCAGCCAUGGCGUCAGCUACUCAGCUCCUCUCCCAACCUCCAUCCCUCCGCAUAAGCCUAAACCGAUACCAAUCGAAUCAAUCAAUAAUCCCGGUUCUAUCUCUCAAGUCCACCUCGAAACCGCUCAAACGCCUCUCCGUCCAAUCCGCCGCCGCCGCAUCCCAAAACUCGGUGAAAACACCGACGAAGGAUGCGUUCGAGCACUGUUUCAAGAAGUCCUCAGACGGGUUCCUAUACUGCGAGGGAACCAAGGUCGAAGAUAUCAUGGAGAGCGUCGAGAGAAGACCUUUCUACUUGUACAGCAAGCCUCAGAUCACGAGGAACGUCGAGGCGUACAAAGAGGCCUUGGAAGGUGUGAGUUCCGUCAUUGGCUACGCCAUCAAAGCCAAUAACAACCUCAAGAUCUUGGAGCAUCUGAGGAGUAAAGGCUGUGGUGCUGUUCUCGUCAGUGGGAACGAGCUCAGACUCGCUCUUCUUGCUGGUUUCGAUCCCACAAAGUGUAUCUUUAAUGGGAACGGGAAGCUGUUGGAGGAUUUAGUUUUAGCUGCUCAAGAAGGAGUAUUCGUAAAUGUUGAUAGUGAGUUUGACUUGGAGAAUAUCGUGGAAGCUUCGAGAAUCUCUGGUAAACAGGUCAAUGUUCUGCUGCGUAUCAAUCCUGAUGUGGAUCCUCAGGUGCAUCCAUAUGUAGCCACCGGGAACAAGAACUCAAAGUUUGGUAUCAGGAACGAGAAGCUUCAGUGGUUUCUCGACGAGGUGAAGGCGCAUCCUAAUGAGCUCAAGCUUGUUGGAGCGCAUUGUCAUCUAGGCUCUACCAUUACAAAGGUGGAUAUAUUCAGAGAUGCUGCGGUACUCAUGGUGGAAUACAUUGAUGAGAUCAGGCGUCAAGGAUUUGAAGUUAGUUACUUGAACAUUGGUGGUGGUUUAGGGAUUGAUUAUUACCAUGCCGGCGCUGUCCUUCCUACACCUAUGGAUCUCAUCAACACCGUAAGAGAGCUGGUUUUGUCACGAGACUUGAAUCUAAUAAUAGAGCCAGGGAGGUCGUUGAUAGCAAACACGUGCUGUUUCGUCAACCAUGUGACGGGUGUGAAGACGAAUGGAACUAAAAACUUUAUUGUGAUCGAUGGAAGUAUGGCUGAGCUGAUCCGUCCCAGUCUUUAUGAUGCCUAUCAGCACAUUGAGUUGGUCUCUCCUCCAGCACCUGAAGCAGAGGUUUCCAAAUUCGACGUAGUUGGUCCUGUUUGUGAAUCUGCUGAUUUCUUGGGCAAAGAUAGAGAUCUUCCCACUCCUCCAAAGGGAGCUGGUCUGGUGGUUCAUGAUGCUGGUGCAUACUGUAUGAGCAUGGCUUCCACUUACAAUCUCAAGAUGCGUCCUCCGGAGUACUGGGUUGAAGAUGAUGGGUCGAUCACUAAGAUCAGGCAUGCUGAGACAUUCGAUGACCAUUUACGUUUCUUCCAAGGUCUAUAGAUUUUCCCAUUCAUCAUUGUUUGUUGCUGUUUUAGUAGAACUAUUUUGGUUUAAUUCAAAAUCACUACUGUAGUGCUGUUGCUAUGUUAAGACUUUCAUAUUUGCAUGUUUUUACUCCAAAGUCUUGAAAUAAGGUGAUGAAUAAGAAAAAGGACACAGAACUGUGUUUUUGUUU
Molecule: messenger RNA, 1705 nt
Organism: Raphanus sativus (radish)
Lineage: Eukaryota; Viridiplantae; Streptophyta; Magnoliopsida; Brassicales; Brassicaceae
Product: diaminopimelate decarboxylase 2, chloroplastic
Exons: 8
Coding region: 73-1530 (485 amino acids)
Cellular component (GO): chloroplast
Molecular function (GO): diaminopimelate decarboxylase activity
Source: RefSeq, a predicted model, not a curated record